Cannabis sativa is the source of this 603-nucleotide messenger RNA. RefSeq lists its product as uncharacterized. The transcript has a single exon. Lineage: Eukaryota; Viridiplantae; Streptophyta; Magnoliopsida; Rosales; Cannabaceae. The record is from RefSeq and is a predicted model, not a curated record. Bases 1 to 603 code for a protein of 200 amino acids.
AUGCAGUUGUUGGAAAGGGUGAAGGAGGAAUCCCCUUUCAACAAUUUUUUUGAGAGAGAGCCAUUAGCGUUUUCAGGUGCUCUUAUCCAUCAGCUCUUCAUGCAUAAGAUAAAAUUAGAUAAAGAUGAUGAGGUGCAUUUUUAUAUUGCAAAGAAGAGAUGCCGAUUCGGCCGAACUGAGUUUGCCUUGGUGACUGGGCUUAAUUUGUUACGUGGACCGACUGAGGCUGAGGUUUCGGAGAGGGCGACGUCAGACCGUUUGAUAGUAGAAUAUUUUAAUGGGGAUCCAUCUAUCAGCAUUGGUCGUCUGCGCAGCGUCUUUGAGAGUUGCACUGAGAAGGAUGAUUGUUACAAGUUGGGUUUGGUGCUGUUCGUGAUGGGUGUUCUGACUGGGAAAGAAGAGAAGAACCUGGUUCCCCCAUUUAUCAUUAGAAUGGUUGAGGACCUCCCUUUUUUCUACAAUUACCCGUGGGGGAAAAUUUCUUUCAACUUGUUGAAAGAUACUUGGAGUAAGGACUUUGUACAAAAGAAAAAGCAUAUGGAUGAGAAGAUUGUGAAGGGAACGACUCAGAAGGAGUCAAAGUACGUUCUUCUUCGCUCUUAA